Hansenula ciferrii is the source of this 2499-nucleotide messenger RNA. RefSeq names its product putative ubiquitin-specific protease UBP16 (gene UBP16). The transcript has a single exon. The record is from RefSeq and is a predicted model, not a curated record. Bases 1 to 2499 code for a protein of 832 amino acids. Lineage: Eukaryota; Fungi; Ascomycota; Saccharomycetes; Phaffomycetales; Wickerhamomycetaceae. Gene Ontology annotation, molecular function: cysteine-type deubiquitinase activity. Gene Ontology annotation, biological process: protein deubiquitination.
AUGUCAUUUAUUGAUAAUAUAUUCAAAUUCACCGAUAAGUUAUUAGGAAAUACACCACAACAAGUUAUUAGAAUAUCAAGAGAAGAUUAUCUUUGGUCAAUAUCAUCCAAUUUCGUUCAUUAUUUAUAUUUAAAACAUUGGAAAUACGUGUCAAAUAAUCAAAAACAAACAUUAUUAAUAACUUCUUCAUUAAGUCUUGUCUCUUUAUACAUCUUAGCUCCAACAUUCAUUCAACUUUUCCAAUCACAAGAAACUAUAGAUAAAAUGUUUAGUUCCAAAAGACAAGAUAAAUUCACCACCGGAUUAAUCAACACAAGAAAUGAUUGUUUUGCCAAUAGUUCAAUCCAAGCAUUUGCUGCCUUACCAGGUCUUGAUGUUUAUUUGAAUGACAUCCUUAAGCAAUAUAAAUUAUUAACAAAAUUACCAAUCAACUCUAAAGGUUUGGAAUUACCUCAAUUACCAUUACAUGAAGCUUUAGCUAAAAUUGUUUAUGAAUUACAAGAAACUAUAUUACAAGAACAUUAUGUUUCAGUUUGGCCUUUUUUACAAGUUAUUGAAAAAAUAUUCAAUUCAAAAAUUUCAACAAAUCAAAAUGAUGCACAUGAAUUAGUUCAAUUAAUUUUAGAAACUUUAGAUAAUGAAAAUACAAAAUUUAAAAGAUUUGUUAAAAAUAAUAAUUUGAAUUUUGUCAUACCCGAACUUCCUUUUAAUGGUCUUUUGGCUGAUCAAUUAACUUGUCUAUCAUGUUUAAAUUCAUCAAAACCAAGUUUCCAUCCAUUUGCUGUCUUAUCUUUAGCUGUUCCUCAAGGUCCAUAUAUUACAUUACAAGAAAUGAUGAAGAAAAAUGAAGUUGAAACUAUAAAUGGUUAUAAUUGUUUAAGAUGUAAAAUUUCUGCAAUUUUAAAAGUUGAAAGAGAAAAUCAAACAAAUCAUGAUCCUUCAUUAGUUUCAAGAUUAAUUAAAAAGGAAAACAAAAUAAGUAUAAAUGAUGACCUGCCCGAAGAAUUGAGUAAAUUUAUUUCAAAUUAUUCAUAUAAUGGAUUUGUUACUGAAAAAUUACAAUCAACAAUUGUUAAAAAGACACUUGUUGUUAGAGCACCAAAAUUGUUAACUGUUCAUUUAUCAAGAUCAAUGUUUACAGGAACUCAAGUUACAAGAAAUGGUUGUAGAGUUGGAUUUGAAGAUGUUUUAGCUGUUAAUGUUGAUGAAGUUUUAAAUAAAGCUUAUCAUAAAAAGCAAAAAAUAGCAAAAAAAUUGAAAAAACAACCAUCAGUAAUAAAUGAAACCGUCAUCAAAAAAGUUGAACAAGAUGAUGAUGACGAUGAUGAAGAUGAUGAUGAUGAAAAUGACGCAGAUGAUGAUGAUGAUGGAGAAGAUGAAGAAGAUGAAGAUAUUGAUGGUUAUGAUGAAGAUCGUAAUGAACCUCAACAAUUGGCAAGAAUUCAUUCAAAAGUUUUAACUCAACAUGAAGAAUCUGUUUCAGAAACUGGUGAAUCUGAAAAUACAACCACUACUACAACAAAUCAAGAUCAAUUUUCUCAAAAUUCUCAAACUCAAUCUGAUAAUACUUCACCAGAUACUGAUGAACAUCCAAAUUCUGAUGAUGAAAAUAAUCAAGAUGUUGCAGAUGAUGAUAGUGAUAGUGAUAUUGAAGAUCAUGAAUUAAAUGCCUCAAAAGAAACUGUUAAAUUUAGAUUAAGAGCUAUGAUUAGACAUACAGGUACACAUAACGCUGGUCAUUAUGAAUGUUAUCGUCAUAAACCUGCAUUUGUUAAAGAUAUGCAAACAGAUUCUAUUGUAAAUGCAUCACCAUUGAUCAAUUUUGGUGAAGAUAUUCCAACAUCUGAACAAACUCCAGAAGUUGUCGUUGCACCAAAUGAAGAACCUUUAGAAGUUCCAACGAGUCCUGCUACAAAUGGUGCUUCGCUCAAUGGUAAUUCACCAAAUGGUGGGAACACUGGUGGUAUUUCAAGAAGAAGAUCAACAAGAUUAAGAAGAUUAAGUGAAAUUCCACCAACUACAAGUCUUUCACCAAAUGGUAAUGCUAAUGGUCAAGGUGGGGACGUUUCAAGAUCAUCAAUCACUGAUAAUGAAGAUGCUACAACAACAGAUAAUGAAGAUGGUUCACAUUUCAGUCGUUUUAGAUCUAAAUUGGGAAGUUUUGUAUCUAGAUCACGUCGUCCAUCUAUAAGUAUGUCAUCAACUUCAAAUGUUGGAUCUCGUCGUGGUUCAGUUGCAAAUAUUGCACAACCAAUGUCACAAACUAAUUCAAUUUCAAAUACAAGUGCACCAUUAUCAGAAUUACAAGAAGGUUUCCAAGAAUUACAAUUAAGUUCUGAAGCUAAUAGUAGGAAACAUAAUAAAAGAUUUAAAAAAAUUUCUACUGUUGCUAAGUUCCCAUUUUGGAGAAUUUCUGAUACAAGAGUUCAAGAAGUUAAGAAAUUUGAUGUUUUAAAAGAAACUCAAGCUGUUUAUAUGAUUUAUUAUGAAAGAGUUUAA